Molecule: messenger RNA, 2203 nt
Organism: Anopheles darlingi
Lineage: Eukaryota; Metazoa; Arthropoda; Insecta; Diptera; Culicidae
Exons: 7
Coding region: 202-1962 (586 amino acids)
Biological process (GO): cobalamin transport
Molecular function (GO): cobalamin binding
Source: RefSeq, a predicted model, not a curated record
CUAGUCGUCGCCAUCUCCUUUAGUUUGUUUUGUACAGUAUUCAUAUCUCUCUCCUACACCUUUAAAUGUUGUGUUAUUCUAAUCUGCAGCACGAUUGAGCAAGGUUGAUGCUUGCAGAUUGAAAACGGAACAGUUUCAUGUAAGUAGUCCAUUGCUCAACUGGAUUUUCGGCAUUCUACGUAAUUUUCAAUCAGUUCAGACAUGGAACUAACACUACUGAUACUAACUUUGAGUACAACGAUGAUGCUGUGUUCGACUUCGUUUGGCGACGGUGUAACAACAGUUUUGCCUACGACAUCGCAAAAAGUAAUAGAUACAACCUAUUUAUCUAUGGGAAAUAAGGACACCACUCCUACGCAGGAUUCGAUAUUUCCGAUGCAGCACACGAACAACAUUCCAACGGAACAGACGAGAACAUACACAUUGGUACAAGGCAAUGGUAUUAGCGGACCAGUUUUAAUACAUCCUGCUACAGAUGCUUCAACUAUAACAUUUUCACCACCAUCUUCGCCUCAGCCAGCCUUCAUAUCAAACAUAACAUUUUUUGUCACUACACAUUCCACGGUCAUACCGACUGUUCGUUCAGACUUUAUUGAAAGUCUGCCUAUAGAUGUAUCUAACAUUGAGGAAAAACAGAUUGGGCCAGGUGGACCCAAUCAACAGGAAAGCAUCGGUAUUCAAAGAGCGCUAUGUUGGUUGAGAGAAAAACGACUGCCCGACUACAGCUGGGGUAAUGAUACGCAUAUGGUAAUAUUAGCCAAGGAAUUAUCGGGUGCUCGAGAUCCAACAGAGAGCGACAGCCCAAUACAAACUGUGUUGGACUUGGAGAACCUGCUUUCAAUCAAGCAAAUGGACAUCGAGGUAAUGACUAUGCUAGACAGGCACCACUCUACAGCCAAGCUUCCACACACCGAUCACAUAGCGAAGUAUAUCUUGGCGAUGGGUGGCUUGUGUAAAGAUGCUCGUCAUUUCUAUGGACAUGAUCUAGUAGCUACCCUUGAACAACAUGAGCAUGAUCAAGGAAAGGAGUAUGAGUUCGCUCUAACGGCCCUCGCCAUUUGCAGUUCAGCUACUCAUGUCCGGAAACGCCAAAUUAGACGCCUUCUGGAUAUUGCCAGUGGAGAGGUCAAUGACGUUGAUACUAUAGCGAUGGUCCUAUUAGCAUUACGGUGCAUCGUAACAGAUCAUCGACAUCGACACUUACAACACUUUGUAAGGCGUCCAGCUCGAGGACUGGCCACUUUACAAGGUCCACAGGGCAGUUUCGGCUCGUUGCGCAGUACUGCAUUAGCAAUGCAAGCCUUACAGGAUUUGGAGCCCGAUCCAGCAGGAAAAUGGAAUCGUACUGCUGCCUCCGGAUGGUUAUUGAAUAAGCAGCGUCCCGAUGGAGGAUGGACUGAAGAACCUCUACAAGAUGGGCAGGACGCUAGCAUAGGAAUCGGUUUAACGGCGGACAUCGUUUUGGCUCUCGGGUGGCGUGGCCUAGGUGCGGUGCGUGCUUUACAAUGUGAUCACGUAAUGCGCGAAUCAAAUGAGCCAUCUGAAAACGGUGAACCCAAGCUGGCACCACCUGUCGGUAUUCUUUCGCCUGUUGAGGAAACUGAACCACGUAAUGUUUCUUACACCUAUACCCUAUGGGUUGGUACAAAUGAAACUGAGGAAUAUUUUCUCGACUUGACAUCACCAAAAAAUACGACAUUCUUCCGUGCAAUGAUGCAAGCAGCUUCAAUAGAUCCAAGAUUUUCCUUCGAAGCGCGUGAAUGGCCUAACGGUCAUUACGUACAUACAUUAGCGGGUAUGAAGGAAGAACCAAAAAGCUAUCACUUUUGGUUGCUUUACCGUCUACCGGAAAGGCCAGAUACAAAAAAUCCACCAGGAAAUCAACUAAUAGCACCAUUAGGCGUGGACGAAUUACUCGUGGAAGAUGGAGAACAUUAUUUGUACUGGUACAAGAAGCUGUAAGUCAUGUGUAAUCGAUACAUCGUAUUCCACAUCAUACUAUGCAUAACAAACCAGUUCUUUAGUCACGAAGCAAUAAGUCCACCAGUGCUUAUGUCUGCUAAAACAUCAAACGAAUACAGUUUAUUUAAGACGCAUAUGACCAAGUACAUGCAGUAAAACGGGUCACAGACCCGGUUAUCAGUGUUAUCAAAAUCCAUACAACUGAUGCAGUAGAAACUGAUGUGAACAACAACCAAUAAUA